CGCCGUUCCCCACGCAGUUCUCCUUUUCGAGCUUUCUAGCACGUUACUACAAACAGCCGUGACAUUGGAUCGAUGUCGGUCGUCUGCUUUUGCAAUGAAGUCGUCGGUAGAAGAAACGAACAGAAGAAAUUCCCUGAUAGUUGGUAUCAGUUUUGCAAGAAAACAUCUCCUAAAUCUAUCUGCAAAACUUAAUAUUCUCUUUGCUGGCUGUAUUCUCACUUUGCACUCAGUCUUCUUGAUGUGGGGAUCCGUGUUGCUGUGGCACAACUACGGGGUGUGGUCAAUGAUUUUACUCGUGGCCGCCCUAGAUGUGAUGCUUCUCGCAAGGAUGUGCAGACCUGGCAAAUCAGUUGGAAGGUGGUAUCAUCCAAUGGUUAUUUACAUGGGCGUAGCUAUAAUAGCUUCUUGGUUGAUUCUGGUUGGAAUGUAUAUUGACCCUCCUACGACUGAGUCUGAAGAGAAAUUUCUCAACGUUACUGCCAAUUUAAGUGAUGAAGAACUCAGCAGGCAACUGCUAGUGAUUCGAACUAGAGAUGCAAAAGAAUCUCUGGCAACAAUUCAGGACUCCAUCGGCAAUAUUGGAAUCAGUAUCAAUGUUACCUUGGAUAUUCAAUUUGAAACAAUUGCUUAUGUUGGUAUCCAAUUCAUUACUCCUGUCAUUAUCUUUACUCGAUGGAUGAUGCCACGAGUUGACCUUACAAACAAAGAGCUCUCACAACUACUGAUGACUGGAGUUGCCAUGUCCUUUGAUAUCGUAGAGCUACAAGACAACAUACAGAAUGAAGAUCUUCGUAGUAAUAAAACACUUGCUUAUCUCAUUCUCCUUUUCACAUCUCUCAGUCUGCUACAGCUCCUGCAGCUAUCCGAAGCUUUAGCUAAACGUGCUGUCUCAUCUACACGAUGGGAAAUGUUUUGGACAAUCUACAGUAUUGUGUGUCAGGAGAUCCCUUUCUUGGUCACUCGUAUCUAUAUUCUUAGUGUAUCUGGAUUCGCAAUUGUCCAACUAAUCUUCCCUCUCAAGAAUGCCUAUAGUAUUGUGUUUGGUUUCUAUCACAUCUUUGCAGUCUUGAAGAUUAGAAAGGGGAAGUUGAAAAUAGAGGAAAGGCAGCAAAAACUGAGUGCUACUAUGUUAAUGGACACAUCAGAUGGCAUGUCUGGAUCUUUCUUGUUUAAGAUAACGGAUACCAUAUCAUCAGUUGCACAGUCUAUUGUUGAGAAGAAAUCUUUGUAUUUGUCAUGGAGCAAAAUUUUUGUCAGCUUUAUUCUCCCAGUCCUCAUUUUAAUUGUUCAUUUGCUUGUUUUGAUAUGGCGAGUAACACUUGUUAAUAAGAAUGGCGUGUUCUGGCUACUUGCUUUGAGUGUGUUGCCAUUUGCUGCUAUCACCAUUCCAAGGAUCAUUCAAUACAGACAAGGCAUCGCUAAAGAGAAGAUGAAAGUCAACAUAUGGUACCAACCAUUGCUCAUCUACCUAAUUGUGGCAAUAACUUGUUUCUGGCUCAUCAUUCUGCCUCUUGCAGACAAUGACAAAUUCCUUUCCAAUGACGUGAUCAUUUCAAGAAACGGUCUUACAACUGCAUGUGAUUUAACAAAGGUUGACACAGACAGAAACAGAAGCAAAUUAUUGAGUUCCAUUGCAACAGUUUUGCCAUCGCCAACUGCAGAGCCAUAUUCACAUCCUGUUACUUUCUUUGCCGUUCCUAGUCCAACACCAAUAGAAAGAGCAGAAAAUGCUGUAGAAACCAAUACAACAGGCCUUUCUGCCAACCAGACAGCCACUUCUACAUCCAUAACAGCAAUUCCUACCCAUACAAGGACCAUUUCUACUUCUACGACAGCUAUUCCUACCUACACAACAGCCAUUUCUAUCUCCACAACAGCAACCUUUAAUGACACAAGAACCAUUUCUAAAGGUACAACAACCACUCCUAACAACACAGCCAUUUCUAUAAACAAGACAUUCACAUCUGCUAAAUUUACUGGAUUUGUAAACUGUGAGAGGGAUGCAUCAGAUCCGCAACUGGCAGAUACAGUCUCAUAUGCAUUGCUGCAACUUGUGCUGCCUCUUACAAUACUUGGUCGAUGGUGGAUGCCAAAAGAGGGACUGACAUCCAAAGCAUUUUCUAGUCUGUUGCAAGUGGCUCUGGCUAUGGCAUUUGACAUUGCAGAAUUCACUCAUUUGGUAGUUGAAGAACCUCAAUUGCACAAAGACCAAACUCUUCUCAUUUUGGUUCUGACAUUCACAUCAACUAGCAUCUUCCUUUUGGUUCAGAUUGAUGUUGGCAUGACAUCAGAUAACACAGUAAGUGAAAUUGUGUGGACAACAUUGACUGUUCUUUUUUUAGAUGGUCCGUUCUUUGUUCUUCGAGUCUAUAUUGCAUCAGAGUACAGUACAGAAGACUUGCAGCUUGUAUUCCUUCUCAAGAAUUUGUUUGGAAUUAUAUUUGGCAGCUACAGAGUUAUUUCACUUUGCAGUAGCAAAAGUGAAGAGUCUGAAGACGAUGAGAUCAAUGCUUCUAACCGACCUCGUUUACUUGAAGUUCAUAAGCUAAAUGACGACAUACACGUCUACAGAUCUGCAACAGACACAGAAAAUGGCAGCAAAGAAACUACAGAAAUAGAUCUCAAUGAUAAUAGCAGUGUUCCUAAUAGUCAGACAUCACACGAUGAAGAAGUUGAUAUUCCUAAUGUAGCAGCUCCAUUACACGAUGGAGGUGUUGUUGUUAUUUCCAAUGAAGCAGCUAUAAGUGACAAGCAAACAAGUAGCUAUACUCAUUCUAAUGUCCAAAAAGCACAGGAAUAUGUCACCAACAAUGAAGGUGCUCAUGACCAGCAAAACGGAGACAAUAGCAAUGCCAGCGAGAGAUACAACCACUUUGAAUUGCUUGAAGAGCGGAAAGAAAAUGGCAAGCACAGAUUUGCACACGAUAUGGAACAUACAGUUGAUAAUGACAAAGAAACAAGUAGUUUGUCUGCCAGACAUGAACAGUGUCUUGAAAAAUCUCACAGCAACGAUGAAAACAAAAUAAAAAGUACAGACGGUGAUAAUGUUGAGAUCAUACAUCCAGAAGAUGUAGCUACGGCAAGUGACGACCACAUAAGUAGUCAUUCUAGUGUCCAACGAAAUAUCACCAACAAUGAAGAUACUCGUGACAAAGAAAAUGAAGACGGUGGCAAUGACAGUAAGACAGGCAGUCAUUUUGAAUUUAUGCAAGGAUACGCAAGUAAGCGACAAGCACAGAUGUGCACAUGAUGUGGAACCUACCGCUGAUAAUGGUAGAGACAAGGAGUUUGAUAAUACUGCAGAAGAUCCAGCUAUGAUAGGACACAAUUAAGCAAACACAGAGAAAAUGUACUUCAUGUACUUAUCAUAUUGCAAUGUAGAUAAAGUUGCAUUCUACACAUUUGUUAUAACCAACUGUACAUGUAUUAAUACGUAAAUUGUAUUAACAAUUGUUGUUCCACUAUAGAUAUUGCAAUGUACCAGUCUCUUUGCAGCUUGGCACACUCUAGAUCCCAUAUAACACUGACUUCAACGUCUCUCUUGCAAUACAAAGUGUCAGGCCAACGAGUCAUGGCUAGCUACAGUGAAUCCGGUACACUACAAGAUCAGACCUCAUGGUAUCUUUACAUGAUAAAAAAAACUCAAUCAACCUUACUUCCACCUGUGUGUUCUAUAGAUUGAUGUGUAUGGUGUGCAUAUUGAUAUUAGUGCUGAAUCAUCUUUCUUGAAAUGACAACGAAACCAUCAACACUCCACUAUAAAUGUCAUCAAAUCCAAAACAGAUUGCACACCAAUCAACCUCCAGCAAUUGAAAGCCUCUUUUUCUCUCUCAAUGCAGGUUAUAGUAAACUUAGUUUCUCUAUAUAAUUUCCAAAAUUUGUUAGUGUGACAUUUUGUUUAGUUUUUAAAGCGAUCUCCCUAGGCUAAUCAGUGAUGCAUCAUUCAGUAUAACGUUGAGUUACUUUCAAAAUUUACUAUUAAAAUCAGGAAGACAAGUAAACUUGCCAUACAUUCUGCCAUGUCUUGCAAUAAGAAGUUAGUGCAUCGGGGACAGUACAGUACACCUGUGACAAUCACUUUUGAGACAGCUGAAACAUACUGUAUUACCUGAAACUGUUGUGCAACCAAUGGUGAGCCCACAACAGCUCACCAGACCAGCAACAGCAACAGGACAGUUUGACCUUGUCGAA
Corticium candelabrum is the source of this 4191-nucleotide messenger RNA. RefSeq lists its product as uncharacterized. Bases 95 to 3250 code for a protein of 1051 amino acids. The record is from RefSeq and is a predicted model, not a curated record. Lineage: Eukaryota; Metazoa; Porifera; Homoscleromorpha; Homosclerophorida; Plakinidae. The transcript is spliced from 6 exons.